AUGGCUGAAUCAUACCCAACCCUCUCCCAAUGCGCGCUUGUCGCCGGCGCGCUCAAGGUCCUCCUCUUCCCGGCCUACAAAUCCACCGACUUCGAAGUCCACCGGAACUGGCUCGCCAUCACGAACAGCCUGCCUUUGUCCAAGUGGUACUACGAGAAGACCUCGGAAUGGACCCUCGACUACCCUCCCUUCUUCGCCUACUUCGAGUGGGUCAUGUCCCAGGUUGCGAAGCUCGUCGACCCGGCCAUGCUCAAGGUCUACAACUUGGAAUACGAUAGCUGGCAGACGGUAUACUUCCAGAGAUGGACUGUCAUUAUUUCGGAGCUGGUCCUAGUCUAUGCGCUGCAGCGAUUCAUCGAGACCGCGACGGGAGGAACGAGACGUGCUGCCCAGGCUGCUGCCAUCUCAAUUCUUCUUUCCCCCGGUCUUUUGAUCAUUGACCACAUCCACUUCCAGUACAAUGGCGCCAUGUACGGUGUGCUCAUCCUGUCUCUCGUUCUGGCGAGGUCCAAGUCGGGCUUGCUGGGCAGCGGGCUGGUGUUUGCUGCGUUGCUGUGCAUGAAGCACAUCUAUCUGUACCUCGCCCCGGCCUACUUUGUCUUUCUUCUCCGUGCCUACUGUUUGUCGCCCAAGUCCAUGUUCAGAAUCCAGUUCCUCAACUGCAUCAAACUGGGAGGUGGUAUUGCGGCCAUCUUUGGUGCCGCAUUUGGACCGUUUGCAGCUCUGAAUCAGAUACCACAGAUGAUGAGCCGCCUUUUCCCGUUCUCGCGUGGUCUUUGCCAUGCCUACUGGGCCCCCAAUGUCUGGGCUCUGUACUCCUUCGCGGACCGCGUCCUCAUUUAUGUGGCACCCAGGCUCAAUCUCCCUGUCAAGGCCGAAGCCAUCAACAGUGUCACCAGAGGACUCGUGGGUGACACUGCCUUUGCGGUGCUGCCAGAAAUCAGUCCACGCACUUGCUUCGCUCUCACGCUCUUCUUCCAGGUGCUGCCUCUGAUCAAGCUCUUCUUCCAGGCCCAGAUACCCUUGCCCUGGGACAGCUUUAUUGGGGCGGUGACUCUGUGCGGCUACGCUUCAUUCCUCUUCGGAUGGCAUGUGCACGAGAAGGCCAUUCUUCUCGUCAUCAUUCCCUUCAGCCUUAUUGCGCUCAAGGAUCGCCGCUACCUCAGUGCAUUCCGACCAUUAGCUGUCGCUGGACACGUCUCUCUCUUUCCCCUCCUGUUCACGUCGGCGGAAUUCCCAAUCAAGACGGUUUACACCAUCUUCUGGCUGAUUCUGUUCCUCCUGACCUUUGACCGAUUGGCGCCGGCUUCCAGAAAGGCCAGGUUCUUCUUGCUCGACCGAUUCAGCACGCUGUAUAUCGCAGUCAGCAUCCCGUUGAUCCUGUACUGCUCACUGCUGCACCAGAUAGCGUUUGGGAAGCGGUAUGAAUUCCUGCCGCUAAUGUUCACGAGCUCGUACUGCGCGGUGGGGGUCGUCGGCAGUUGGCUCGGUUUCAUGGUGGUUUACUUCACGUCAUGA
Molecule: messenger RNA, 1518 nt
Organism: Colletotrichum chrysophilum
Lineage: Eukaryota; Fungi; Ascomycota; Sordariomycetes; Glomerellales; Glomerellaceae
Gene: ALG8
Product: glycosyl transferase
Exons: 4
Coding region: 1-1518 (505 amino acids)
Biological process (GO): protein N-linked glycosylation
Cellular component (GO): endoplasmic reticulum membrane
Molecular function (GO): dolichyl pyrophosphate Glc1Man9GlcNAc2 alpha-1,3-glucosyltransferase activity
Source: RefSeq, a predicted model, not a curated record